AAAAAGUUAUCAGCCUAAGAAGAAAGAUGAAGAAGAAUACCAGUAUAGUUCAUGUAGAGCUUUCAAAUUACUAAUGGACGAAGUGAACGACCUAGCGGGACAACACGAAGUUGUCGCCGAAAAUCUACUAGCCAACGUCCUUAAGGAAUUAACGGCGCUGACGAAGGACCUUAGGGACGAACGUAAAAGGCAAUUAUAUGAAGGAUCGAGGUUAACUCAAUCGUUACAAAAUCAAAUAGAUGAAUUAUUUAGAUCGAAAAAGGCAUACGAUAAAGCGUUUAAAGAAUCAGAAAAGGCGAUAGAAAAUUUUCAAAAAGCUGAUGCUGAUUAUAAUCUUUCAAGGGCGGAGGUUGAAAAACAACGAUUAAACAUGUCAUAUAAGUCUCAGGCAUGCGACACAGCAAAAAAUCAUUACGCGGAUCAAUUACAGCGCACAAACGAAUUACAACGACAACACUACCGAUCUGGAUUACCUGAAGUAUUUAGACAGUUACAAGAGUUGGACGAGAAGAGGAUAAAAAAUAUAAAAAACUUUAUUUAUAGUGCAGUAGAAACUGAAAAAAACGUAUUUCCUAUUAUUAAUAAAUGCUUGGACGGCAUUACGAAAGCCGCCGACAUUAUAGAUGAAAAACAAGAUACCAUACUGGUAAUAGAGAGGUUUAAAUCGGGUUUCAACCCUCCCGAAGAUUAUCCCUUUGAAGAUUUGUCGAAAAGCAACGGCAGUAAUCCGGGUAGCCUUCAAAAUGUAAACUCGAUUCAACCUCGCUUGAAAGACGGCGGGCUUACGGUGAAGGGGACAUUUUCCGGCUCGAAAAUUAAAAAACGAGCGGGAAUACUAAAUAUUUUUGGCAGUCGUGGGAAGCUUACAGAAGUGUGUGUUGCAAUCAAGAAUGCGACUAUUGCCGACGGAAAGGACGACUACAGUGACCUGGCGCCAAAUCAAAGAAGAAAAAAACUUAUACAGAAAGUAGAAGAACUUCAAACGAAAGUUACGCAAGAAACGGCAACUAGAGAUGGGCUAAUGAAAAUGAAAGGGGUUUAUGAAUCGAAUCCUGCGUUAGGCGAUCCUAUGACCGUUGAAGGUCAACUAAACGAAUGUAGUCAUAAAUUAGAGAAACUUCAAUUAGAUCUACGGCGAUACCAAGGAUAUUUGGAAGACGCGACUAAAACCGGCGUUCAAAACUCGCACUCGCAAAAUAACUCGCCUAGGUUAGUUAACGGCUCGCGGCAGCACAGAAAUUCCGGCGGCAGCGGACACGACGAGGAAUCACUGAGCAGGUCUGGCAGUGACAGCAGUGUUGCUAAUCCCACACUUAACCAUAACAAACCAUCUGCACCUGGCACACCUCAGCUUAAUAACCAUGGUUGUUCCAACAGUCCAGAGAGCGGCCUCGGUACAUCGAGGACGUCGUUACCCGGUGCAGAUUCCGAUCAGGAUCAGUACGACGGACAUCCGGCCGAAAACGAGAGCGAGUAUUAUGAUGUGCUACCGUCAUUAGGAAUGUGUAAAGCCUUAUAUGCGUUUGAAGCAACAAGCGAAGGCAGUAUUCCCAUGGCGGAAAAUGAGGAAUUACAUCUAAUAGAAUUAGAUCAAGGUGACGGAUGGACUAGAGUGCGUCGUCUCAAUGGCCAUUGCGAAGAAGGGUUUGUGCCGACCUCGUACAUAGAAACAACAUUGUAUAAUACUUAGGGUCAAUUUUAAUAUUGAAUAACGGCGUAUUUAACUGUAAUCAAUGUAAUAUAAACAUAAUGUGAUGCUAAUGUUGUUAUAGUCUAAUCAUUCCAUUCUUAACAAAAGUAGUCACUUUUUGGUGUGAUAUUUAUAUAGAAAAUUGACUAUCGAGUCAUCGAGGAAGGCUUCUGAUAUUAGUUCUGCUCGCGUGAUUUAUGGGCAACAGGUGUGUAUGCGAAACAUUGCCAUUGUUCGGUUGUGACUUGAAAAUCAAAGCGUAUAGACAAUUUGGCCAUUUUUCAAUGUAACAUGUGCUCACUAAAUUUUUUAACCUUUUACGUGUAGCUAGUUUCACGAUGAAUGAAUACAUAAAACAAUGUUAUUAGUCGUUUUAUUUAAUUUUAGGUAUCGUUUUUAUACUUGCGAAUUUUUACCAUUAAUCUGAAAUGUUUGUACAUAAAUCGCUCAUAGCUAGUUAUUGUCAGAUACGUGUGUCUACUCUUGUAGACACUUGUAAUAUAGUUAUAUAGGAAAUAAUCUUUUUAUUUUGUGUAUGUGUAAUUACUUUAUGCUCAGUUAUGCCAAUUUGGGUUUUAAGUGAUCGUUACAUUAUUGUUAUUCGCAGCCUGCGCCAGUAAGUAUACUACUGUGGUUUCAUUGGGACUUUUGAAUUGACUAUGCGGUGUGCUAGAGUUUUACUUUUACGUUAACGAAGUAUUUUGUCAUCUCGUUUAAUAACAAGCAGUAUAUUUAUGCUACGCUUCACAUAUCUUGUGCCUUUAAGGAGUAUAAGCAACCUGCUAUCUUAAUAUCUGGGAAUGCUCACGAAAAAAUUGCGCAAUUUUACGAUAGUUUGAGAGUUAGGCAUAUCACUGUGAAUUAGUAAUUGCUCUAUUUAGUGCUUUGCUUACUCCGUAAAGGCAUAGACAUUCAUAUAGGAGUAACGUUUAAACUAUUCAUUUAUAUAUUGUCUGUGUACAUGACUGAUUUUUAUGUAUUAUAAUAAAUAUCUAUAUUUAA
Molecule: messenger RNA, 2692 nt
Organism: Photinus pyralis (common eastern firefly)
Lineage: Eukaryota; Metazoa; Arthropoda; Insecta; Coleoptera; Lampyridae
Gene: Cip4
Product: formin-binding protein 1-like
Biological process (GO): signal transduction
Molecular function (GO): protein binding
Source: RefSeq, a predicted model, not a curated record